Messenger RNA from Mollisia scopiformis, 1195 nucleotides. RefSeq lists its product as uncharacterized. The record is from RefSeq and is a predicted model, not a curated record. The coding region runs from base 198 to 1055 and encodes 285 amino acids. NCBI's taxonomy places the organism in Eukaryota, Fungi, Ascomycota, Leotiomycetes, Helotiales, Mollisiaceae. The transcript is spliced from 2 exons.
CCGCUCGGAGCUAGUCUUGGCUCCCUUCCUCGCUACCAACAUAUGCAGCGGAUGAGAGCCUCACUGACGACAUGUGCUAGUCCCAGGCUACACAUUGUUAAAUGGACCACAAAUUCCCUUGUAUAUUUCUUCCUUUAUAUAUCCUUCUCUAAACAAUCUCGCAGCCAAAAUCCACAACUCAAAUCCAUCGAGUCACCAUGGGGAAAACGCGUGUCUGGAAGUUGGAGAAUUUCUCGCAAACAGUCGGAGCUUCAAAAGUUACGACGGGCCAGAUGACGGGGCUGUUUAAGCAUGCUCCGGGUGGAAAGAACCUGCUCAUUGACUUGCCUUUAGAAAUUCUGGAGAUGAUCUACGAAUUGGCCUUUGAAUCCGAUGACUGUAUUCGUAUCACACAACACAGGCCAUCAACACGAGCCUACAGCAAGGAACUCCGGGCUCGCAUGAAUACACGCGGAGUUACACCACUUCUUCGAGUCAACAGAUUCCUGUAUCUCAACGCCUCACCGGUUUUCUACCGUAUCAACAAGUUCGUCGCUACUGCCGCUAAACGACGCCAUUGGGAUUGUCAUGAACUUAGUCGAUCUCACCCGGACCGUGGAACGAAAUUUCACUCCCUGGAGCAGUUCAUCAGAGUUAUACCAACGCAGCAUCUCGGUUGCAUCAGACAUCUGCAAUUGAACAUGGACGGCGACAAUUGUUCAUGGUGCUGCCGCAGUAUUCUGGACAUCGUAACUUGUCAUUUUCCAGGCCUCCGAAUACUGGAGCUGGACCGGUUCUGCAACGAGCGCGUCCCCGAUCUGGUGAGCAAUCCGAAGAAGUGUCAGAGGGUGUUUGAGCGGACUCUCCAGACGCUGCAGAGGAUGAGGAAGUUGAAGAAGUUGCAACAGCUAAGGAUCACGGGAUUCUUCAAGGAUUUGGAAUUCCCACGCCGGGUUCGGGAGUCGCUGAAAGAUGUGUGUAGAGUGGAUUUUCAGGGGGCGGCUUUUCAGCAUCCAGAUUCAUUUUCUCAAGGUUGGAUGGGGUUGUGGAAUGAAUGUUUGAAUGCCGUAUUUUAAGCACUUUUUGGUCAGCUGGUGGAAGGAGUAGAUUGGACCCAGGUCGAGAGAUUUUGAGUUAUAUAGCAUUGGUUGUUAUCAUGCUUUUGAUUUGUUUCUUUAUUUCGGCAUCUCGAGACAAGAGGGGCAGCAAUUUGAGG